GUUUUAUUGAUCAAUUUUGAAUUAGGAAAAAAAUGUCAGACUCAGGCGAGUCGCCGAGUUCUUCACCACCAGCACCACCAGCUGAUUCAGCUCCUCCGCCAGAUACUUCAUCUGGAAAUUCUGCUCCUCCACCUGUUGAUUCUUCUCCUCCUAGUCCACCGGCUGAUUCAUCACCACCGCAGCCGUCAGAACCGUCGCCUCCUCCACCCGAUUCACAGCUUCCUCCUUUACCUUCGAUUCUACCUCCAUUAACAGAUUCUCCACCUCCACCUUCUGAUUCUUCUCCACCAGCUGAUUCAACACCUUCUCCGCCGCCACCGACGUCAAACGAAUCGCCUUCUCCUCCGGCGGAUUCUGAAACACCACCGGCUCCACCAAAUGAAUCCAAUAACAACAACCCUCCUCCGUCUCAAGAUGUUCAAUCUCCUCCUCCAUCUUCGCCGAGUGUAGGACCCACGAACCCGGAAUCACCACCGUCACAAUCUCCUCCGGCUCCACCAUCAUCAGAUCCUACCAAUUCACCUCCAGCUCCACCAUCAGACCCUACCAAUCCUCCCCUAAUUCAACCAUCAGGACCAGCCACUUCUCCUCCGGCUAAUCCCAACUCGCCGCCGAGCCCAUUCUACACAGCACCACCCAAAACUGCUUCCGGUGGACCUAUCGUUUCUCCAUCUCUCACAGUUCCCAGCAAAGGAAUGCCUUCUCCAAACCAAGGCAAUGGAGAUGGCGGCGGCUAUCAAGGAAAGACUAUGGUUGGUAUGGCUGUAGCGGGUUUCGCGAUAAUGGCGCUUAUAGCGGUUGUGUUCUUAGUGAGAAGAAAGAAGAAGAGAAACAUUGAUAGCUAUAAUCACUCACAGUACUUGCCACAUCCAAAUUUCUCUGUUAAAUCAGAUGGAUUCUUAUACGGUCAAGAUCCAGGUAAAGGUUACUCCUCUGGUCCUGGUGGUUCAAUGUACAAUUCACAGCAACAACAUUCCUCUAUGGGAAACAGCUUCGGCACACAGGGUGGUUAUCCUCAUCAUCAAAUGCAAUCCAGUGGCACACCUGACUCUGCUAUACUCGGAAGUGGCCAGACUCAUUUCAGUUACGAAGAGCUUGCGGAGAUAACACAAGGCUUUGCUCGCCACAACAUUCUUGGAGAAGGCGGAUUUGGAUGUGUCUAUAAAGGUACAUUGCAGGAUGGUAAAGUUGUUGCGGUUAAGCAGCUUAAAGCUGGAAGUGGACAAGGUGACCGUGAAUUCAAGGCAGAGGUUGAGAUCAUCAGCCGUGUUCACCAUCGCCAUUUGGUCUCUCUGGUCGGUUACUGUAUUUCAGACCAGCAUAGAUUGCUUAUCUAUGAGUAUGUUUCUAAUCAAACCUUGGAGCAUCAUUUGCACGGAAAGGGUUUGCCAGUUUUAGAGUGGUCUAAGAGAGUCCGGAUCGCUAUAGGCUCAGCCAAAGGGUUGGCGUAUCUUCAUGAAGACUGUCAUCCGAAAAUCAUUCACCGGGACAUAAAGUCAGCAAAUAUUCUUCUAGAUGAUGAAUAUGAAGCUCAGGUUGCUGAUUUUGGACUUGCUAGACUCAAUGAUACAACACAAACUCACGUUUCAACUCGGGUUAUGGGAACCUUCGGGUACCUAGCGCCGGAAUAUGCAUCAAGUGGAAAACUGACUGACAGAUCCGAUGUUUUCUCAUUCGGGGUUGUUCUCUUAGAGCUUGUAACUGGACGGAAACCAGUUGACCAGAGUCAGCCUCUAGGAGAAGAGAGUUUGGUCGAAUGGGCGCGCCCGCUGCUUCUCAAAGCCAUUGAGACCGGAGAUUUAAGCGAACUUAUUGAUAGACGGCUUGAAAAGCAUUAUGUGGAGCAUGAAGUCUUCAGAAUGAUCGAGACAGCCGCUGCAUGUGUUAGACAUUCUGGUCCAAAACGUCCACGCAUGGUUCAGGUUGUGAGAGCAUUGGACUGCGACGGAGACUCGGGAGAUAUUAGCAACGGAAUCAAAGUUGGGCAAAGCACAACUUAUGACUCAGGGCAAUACAAUGAAGACAUCAUGAAAUUCAGAAAAAUGGCGUUUGGUGUUGAUAACAGUGUAGAGUCAGGAUUGUACAGUGGAAACUACUCUGCCAAAAGCUCUUCAGAUUUCUCAGGGAAUGAAUCUGAGACUCGGCCUUUCAAUAACCGACGGUUCUGAUCAUACAAUAGGUGAAAGUAACAGAUACCUCUGCCUCCUUGGGCGUUGUAAAGUCAUUCUUUUCGUAUCUUGCAUUUCUUGGUAGGUGCCUUUAGUUUUUGUCCUCUUAAUGGCGAAAUUCCCUCAGAAAAAAAGAAAAAUAGAACCCAGAUAAGUUGUGAAAGAGUUAUUUGUAUCUUGUUUUACUUUUUCUCCGUUCUGUGUUCCUAAUUUUUGUUUGAGUGAAGAGGAUAGUGAAGAAGAACUCUGUAUUCUGAUAAAAACGUUCUUCUAUAAAUUUGUUGAUUCUUA
Messenger RNA from Arabidopsis arenosa, 2459 nucleotides. Lineage: Eukaryota; Viridiplantae; Streptophyta; Magnoliopsida; Brassicales; Brassicaceae. The record is from the annotation of a GenBank genome assembly.